AUGUCAGAUAUCCAGCAGUAUCUGUUGGACUAUGACAAGAACAAGACCGAGGCUACGGCGACAGCCCAGCAAAGCGCGACCCGACUCAAGAAUGGCGAGUUGAAACUCAUAAACCUGAUUACGGGCCUGGGCGAGUAUCUCAACAGUGAGGAUGGCGCCGUACGGUCAAAGACCAUGUCUUACCUCGCAGAGGUGCUCGCCUCGGUCCCUCCCAAAACUUUGUCUCUGCAACAGCGGAAUCUGCUUUGCGACUUCACCCUCUCGCGGACCGAGGACAAUGAGGGGUUAGGCUCGUGUGCGAAAGCGUUAUUGGCGCUAGAAGAGUUGGGCAAGUGGGACGACGAAAGAGUUGUCGCCAUCAUGGAGGCCUUGCUCACGAAUACACAUCCAUUGCGCCAGUUUAAACAACAAAGCGAGCGAUACCCAGUCCUGCGCCUUGUUGACACACUCAUGGCGAAGUACCGUGAGGCACUACGAGCCCAUCACGAUUCAACCACCGAUUUUAUGCCGCGGUUCAUAUCGUACUUUGAUGGUGAAAAGGAUCCACGCAAUCUGAUGGUGGUUUUUUCGAUCCUAAAAGUGCCAAUGACAGAGUGGCGUAUUGGUGCAGACGCUCAAGACCUCUUUGAUGCUGUCUUCAAUUAUUUCCCCAUCACUUUCCGGCCGCCGCCAGACGACCCAUAUGGCAUCACUGCACAAGAUCUCAAGGAUAGACUGAGGGACUGUAUAUCUUCUACGGCAGACUUUGCACCGUAUGCUUUCCCAGCACUUUUAGACAAACUAGACUCGACCUCCAUGAACACCAAGCGAGAUGUCCUCACCACCAUCACAGCCUCGGUCAACGCAUAUGGACCACGAACAGUAUCACUAUACUCUAUAACCCUAUGGGACGCAUUGAAAUUCGAAAUCCUUAAUGUUCAAGAGGAGGAUCUGGCCAAGGAAGCUUUGACAGGACUAGCGACAAUUGCGAGAACGUUGUCCGAAGGAACACCUGGGCCACUCAACGCCUAUCUCAGAUCAAUCAUCAAAGAAUGUAACGAGCAUCUUGAAGAUGCACCCACGAAGCAGUCGCAAGCUGCAGCAAGAAUACUGCACAGCAUUGCUGAUGUGUCGCCUGAAGUCACAAACCUGCUCUUAGCAGGCGUACUACCAACACUCUUUCUCCUAUUCCAGACGGCAGAGACUAUGGCUAAGCGGAGAGGCCUACUUGAGGUCCUUGUGCAGCUUGUCCGAGCAAAUAUCAAUGUCUACGGCGAUUGGAGAACGACAGGGCCUGGCGGAGAGAGAUCAGACAACAAUGCGUUGGCACAGUUCCGAGGCGAGGCAUUAGAGGUCAUGAUGAAUGGACUGGAGACCGCUCCGAGCAAAGAAGUGUCAUUCCGUCUGGUAUGCCUUGAUGGCUUGAUCCAGCUAUCAAAGUCACGGCAACUACUAAGCGAUGAAGAUGUGGGCAGAAUCAUCCAACUUUUGCACUCUAUAGUCAUACACGAGGAUUCUUACGGCAAAGACGAAGUCAAAGAAGCAGCCAUCAACGGGAUUGUGGAUAUUGCACAUCAAAAACCCCAGGUUGUAGUAGAAAAGGCUUUCCCUGCAUUCCUGGCUCAAUUGCCAGACUGCGAUGCAGAUGGCUCGCAAAGCUAUACAACCGUCUUGGAGGCCUUUGCAAAGCUGGCGAGCGAAGAGCAAGUCUUUGACACUGUCAUCUUGAGACUGAAGAAUAAGUUCAGCGCCGCUGUCUCCCAAGGUGCUUCCUCCACGUACAUUGUCGCGUUGCUAUCGGCUAUACUCUACGCUCUCAAGAAGGGUGAACAAAAACUAUCGCAGAACUCGGAGACGUCAUCAUAUUACCAAGAUAUUGCGCUCCCGUUGAUCCAGCGCGUGUCCAGCUCCGACGCAUCACGCCCAGCCGCUUUCAAUGACGAAAUCACACUCGAUCUCGUUGGUCGCAUUUGCAACCUCAUAAUCCGUUCGCAAUCAGCCGAGCAACAAAGCACAGUUGCCAGAGAGCUGUACACCCUCUUCCGCCAAACACCACAGUCUGAACUACCACCCUUCAACACAAACUCCGCGCUCGAAUCCCAAAGAACAAUGAGUCUAUCAACACACCUUCUCGCCUCGCUCCGUAAAGAAACUCCUCUCCCUUGUGAGACUCCAGACCUCGUCUCGACUCUCAUAAUAUACGCUCAACAGCCAGCCCUCACCACGCCCAUCCGCUCAGCCACCCUCCGCCAAAUCUCUCUCGUCAUCAACAAAUUUUACACCACCUCUGCACUAAAAACGUGCAUAGAUCCGCUGUUUACUACUUUCGAUCUCCUCAAUCCGGAGAAGCUGGACCCUUCAAGGAUACGCGUUAUCUUUGCCUGCUUGAAAGCCAUCGUCUUGCGCAGCAGUCCCGCUCUUAACACGCUCUACCCGCAGCUUCUCUCUCUCCUAUCGCAUCCCACAUAUGGUAGCACUGUUGCCCAGGGGUUCCAGACUCUUCUCCAACCAGAUGACUUACUAACCAAGCCAAACCACUGCCAGAUUCUGGGUUUACACAAGCACAAGACAUUUGCGUUAUUGGUGCCGAGCAUUGUAUCCGCAUUCAAGCAGGCGGACGCGGCGACAAAAGGCAACUACCUCAUCGCGUUGAGCGGUGCACUGAUGUGGAUGCCGUUUGAAAUCGUCGUCGAGGACGUGGGACAACUCGUCACUCUGCUCCUCCAAUCCCUCGAUCUCCAGGGUGCAGACACAGUGCACGUCAAGGAAGCUGCCAUUGGUACCCUCACCUCCACCCUCCAGGACAAGCCAUCCGUCCUCGAAGAACACGCAGGCAGCCUCAUCGCCCGCCUGUUGGCGAAUUGCACGCUCGUUGGCAAUUCGAAGAAGAAGGACGAGGUCAAGUUGCCGUCGGCUGCGGUGCGCACGGCGGCGCUGAAGUGUCUGAGGCUGGUGGCGGAGAAGUUUGGGGAGCAGGUUGUGGGGCGGUAUAGGAGGGAGGUUGUUAGGCGCUUGGUUGGCGCGCUGGAUGAUGGGAAGAGGCGGGUUCGAGGGGAGGCGGUGAGGUGUAGGAUGAAGUGGUUGGAGGGUGGGGAGGACGAGGAUGAUGACUGA
Messenger RNA from Plenodomus lingam JN3, 3093 nucleotides. RefSeq lists its product as uncharacterized. NCBI's taxonomy places the organism in Eukaryota, Fungi, Ascomycota, Dothideomycetes, Pleosporales, Leptosphaeriaceae. Gene Ontology annotation, biological process: iron-sulfur cluster assembly. Gene Ontology annotation, cellular component: cytosolic [4Fe-4S] assembly targeting complex. The record is from RefSeq and is a predicted model, not a curated record.